This is a messenger RNA of Coregonus sp. 'balchen', 818 nucleotides long. Lineage: Eukaryota; Metazoa; Chordata; Actinopteri; Salmoniformes; Salmonidae. The record is from the annotation of a GenBank genome assembly.
AUGUCUGCUUCAGAGAGUGAGGUAGAGGAGGAUCAAGAUGAACCACCAGAGAAGGAAAAGGAGACCUUCAUGAUGCAAGAAGAUAAAUACUCGGAGACCUCUGGUGCUCCAGAAAGCCUAUCCGUUUCAGAAGACGAGGGAGAAGAGGAUCAUCUGGAUGGAGAAGCACAUGAGGAGAAAGAUGAGGAGACUUACAUGAAGCAAGAGGGUCAACACACAGACGCUCCCUCAGGUGUCGAAAAAAGCCAGGCUGCCUCGGUGAGUGAGGGAAAAGAGGAACUGGAUGAUGAAGCACAGAAUGCGGGGGAAGAGGGAUACAUGGAGGAAGAGGAUCGGUACUCAAAUGUCAGCAGCCUAGAAGGCCAAAAUGAAGGAACCAUCAUAAGAGAGAGCUUUAAAGAGAAAGAGGCACAUUCAUUAUCCCAAGGAACUAUGGACUCGCAGGGUAUCAAUACAUCCAACGCUCAAGAUGCUGCUAACAAGCUGAAUGAUAAUACCUGUGCCUUUGAAUAUCAUGAUUCAGUUAAGGAUAAUGACUCUUUAAAGGUUGCUGGUCAAGACAAUGGCAAAAGUUCCUCUGUCAUUUAUGGAUUAGGCCUAGGGGGUAGCAAUCAAACGUUUGAGUCCUGUUUGGAAUUUCCCGAAAAUCAAUCGUUGAAAACUAGAUUUCAGGAGAUCGUUGGCAGUGGCGCUCAAAGUACAAACUCAACCUAUGAGGAAAGUGAGAGUGAUUCUAUUCGUGCAAGUGGAGGGAAAGAGGAUCACAGUAGCUUUGAUUUUUUGGAGCGUUGUUUAGGUCUGAACAGCUCUGGAAUUGA